Haliotis rufescens (red abalone) is the source of this 7451-nucleotide messenger RNA. RefSeq lists its product as uncharacterized. Lineage: Eukaryota; Metazoa; Mollusca; Gastropoda; Lepetellida; Haliotidae. The record is from RefSeq and is a predicted model, not a curated record. The transcript is spliced from 24 exons. Bases 162 to 6512 code for a protein of 2116 amino acids. Gene Ontology annotation, molecular function: RNA binding.
CGCGAAAGGGCUAUGGCUGUGAGGAGCUUGCCUUGUGCACAUGAAUGCUUCCGGUCUACAACCAGGAGCUUACUUAACGGCAUGCCUUGAGUAAAUCCACGGAUUUCAUCCAGAAUUUUCUUCAUUUUAUGAUAUUUGAGAAAAUAUGAGACCGCACCAUCAUGCAAGGCUAUCAGCAAGGUCAAGGUCAGUGGCCAGGAGGUUAUGACAAAGGAGUGUCUAUGAUCAAACAAAGUGGAAGGGCAUCUGAAAACACACCUGAACGAUACAGAGAGAAGGAAACAGAUUCCCCCAAGAUGAGCAUGGUAACCCAUGCAUUGGAGUCCCUGCGAGACAUGCGUGGUGGUGAGAGUAGGAAACGCCCGGCACGGGACAUACUGGGAGAUUCUAGGGCUAAGGAUGCCAAGUGGUCACGUUUUGACUCAGGAGGUCCACCAGACUCCAUGGGUCAAAGUCAGGAUGACAGCUGGAGGUGUACUAAGUGUAACAGUAAGAACAUUGAAGGAAGAAACUAUUGCAUCCUUUGCUACUCAUCUCGGGAUGUUGGAGACCUAUCUUCUGAGGGUCAUCACCUACCUUCUAAGGGUCAGGGUCAAGGUCAUCGUCUACCUUCUAAGGGUCAUCACCUACCUUCUGAGGGUCAUCGUCUACCUCCUCAGGGUCAUCGUCUACCUUCUAAGGGCCAUGACCUACCUUCUAAAGGUCGUGGAAAGGUGCGUGAGGAUAAGGCCAGUACGCUCUACGUGUUUGACCUCCUGCUGACAACAACAACACCUGAUCUGUUCAAGUACUUCUCCCAGUGGGGAGGCAUGAUUGAUGUCUACGUAAAGAUAAGAGAUGAUGGAAUUUCCUCAGGAAAAGGCCUUGUACAGUACAUGCGCCGAGAAGAUGCUCAGGCCGCUCUCGCUGCUUGUCCGCACUUCAUCCAGAAGAAACAAAUUAUUGUCACGGACAAAAAGAAGGCAGAUCCAAGGAAAAGUCUUACGAAUAUGGUCGCCUUACAGAAGUACAAGCUGUAUGUGACCAACAUACCUGCUGACGUGACUCAGGACGAACUGUUUAAGUACUUCUCCCAGUGGGGAAACAUGUUCUCCUGCGAACUAGCAGGAAAACUUGGGAGAGGCAAUAAGUUUGGCUUUGUUUCCUUCACCAAUGAAGAAGAUGCUCUGAAAUGUCUGAAGUUUCCGAGCCACAGUAUCCAAGACAGGAUUCUGUAUAUACAUGUGUCGGACAAGAGCAAGUCUAUGCUGAAAACUGAAAACACUAAUCCAUUGGUGGGGAGAGCCCAUGUCUAUCCACAGGAAAUACCAUCUGCUUCAGCAUCUCUGGAGCCCUCACAGAAGAUCUCCCUGUUUGUGUCCAACAUACCUACUGGCAUGACUUCAGACGAACUGUUAGAGCAUUUCUCCAAGUGGGGGAAAGUCGACUCAUGCACAAUAAGUUAUCGGAGCAAAAACAAUGGCUUUGUUUCUUUCAUCAAAGAUGAAGAUGCUCUGAAAUGUCUUGAUGCACCCCACGUACUGCAAGACAGGAGGCUGUUUGUACGUUUGCUGGAUACAAGCAAACAAUCCUCACAGAAGAUCAAGCUGUUUGUGUCCAACAUACCUACUGGUGCGACUUCCUCCGAACUGACAGAGCACUUCUCCAAGUGGGGAAAAAUCCACUCAUGCACAAUAAGUCGGCAAAAUAAAAACAAUGGCUAUGUUUCCUUCGACAAAGAUGCAGAUGGUCUAAAGUGUCUGGAUGUGCCCCACAUACUGAAAACCCAGAAGCUGUUUGUAUGUCUAUUAGACAAAAACACACCGUUGGAAGAAGCUGCAAAAGAUACAACAAAUAUUUCAGCUGUUCAAGAGAAAAACAAGAAACAUCGACUUUUUGUGACCAAUGUGCCUGUUGGGACCAACCUAGGGGAGGUGUACAACUACUUCGUGAAGUGGGGGGACCUGGAUUACUACGUACUCAAACCAACUGGCGCAAAUAAGCUGAUGGCGGUUUUAACCUAUGUGAACGAAGAGGAUGCUCUGCGAUGCUUGGAUGCCGUUCACACUCUGAAUGGCAGUCAGUUGUCUGUGCGCUGCUCCGUCAGUAAAGGGGUGCAGAAACCACUUAGAGCUUCCGACGCUCAUAAAUCUGAUGUCACCCGGGAUGCUCCUGCUAGACCUGCAAGAUCUGCCCAGAAUGCUCCUGCUAGACCUGCCAGAUCUCCCCAGAAUGCUCCAGCUAGACCUGCAAGAUCUCCCCAGGAUGCUCUUGUUAGACCUGCAAGAUCUCCCCAGGAUGCUUUUGUUAGACCUGCAAGAUCUCCCCAGGAUGCUCUUGUUAGACCUGCAAGAUCUCCCCAGGAUGCGCUUGCUAGACCUGCAAGAUCUGCCCAGGAUGCUCCUGCUAGACCUGCAAGAUCUGCCAGACCCGCCAGUCCUAGGCAGUCAACAGAAGCCUUUCAAUCUUGGAGGAAACAAAGGUACCAUGAAACUGUCCAAACACGAAUAUUGCCUGAAACUGUAAAAUCACAGAGAUUAGUUAGCCAUCCACAAGAUGCCAUGGAGCCACAAAGGUUGCCUGAAGAUGCUGAGUCACGAAGGAUGUCUGAAGAUUUCCUGUCACGAGGAAUGCCUGAAGGUGUCCAACCACAAAGGUUGCCUGAAGAUGCCAAAUCACGAAGGAUGCCUGAGAAUGUCCAGUCACGUAGGAUACCUGAAGAUAUACAUCCACAAAAGUUACCUGAAGUGUACCAGCCAAGGUUGUUGCCUGAAGAUGUCCAGCCAAGAAGGCAGUCCAGCCCAGAACAUUUUGUUCCAGGUUUGACACCAGCAGACAGUGUCUCAGGCACACCACCAAAUAUUCCAUUAGGAACUGAAUAUGACUGCAAUGUUUCUGGAUGUUUCUAUAAAGGAACAUCAUUGCAGUUUGAGCGUCACUGGACAGAGCGACAUGAAGCAAAGGUUGUCGAUCUCAUCUGUCCAUUUUGUAGUAUGGGAUGUGUGGACGCAGAUGAUUUUUGUGAACACCUGGAUUUCUUUCACGGGGUCGAGGACAAGAUAGAAAAGUCAAAGUUCCUACAAAAGGCUAAACAAGAAGAGAGAGAUAACAUUCACUAUGUCAUGCCAGGCAGUGUGACAAAGGAAAGCUGUAUGAGAGUUGCAGAGCCUGUUCAACAUGAACCAACCAGAUUAAAAGCACCACCCCCAUUAAAAGAAGAUGCUAGAGAUGCCCACAAGUUCACAGAAUGCACGUUUACUGGCACUAUGGAUGCGUCCCUUAACCUACAGAACAAAAACCAUGUUUCUGAACUCACUCACCUUAGGUGUCCAAUAUGCCCUAAAACAUUCAAAAAGAAAGCAGCUCUUCAGUUUCAUAUGAAACAUGUGCAUCCGAACAUAGAGAUGUACACUGAAAAAGAACCAGAAGAUCUUGAAGCCAACUUUGAAGAGUCUCAGAACUGUAGUCUUGAGAGUAGUCAGCAUGAAACUGAAGAAGAAGUAACCAGAUCCCAGACACACAUACAAACAAUUUCAGGUAUGGGUUCAAGAAGUAUUCAUGAUGGAAACAGGUCUACGAAGGAAAAGCGUACAUCCAGUCCACCAUUGCAGUCUUUCCAGAAUGUGUCAAGGCCCAACUUGGUACCCAGCUUGCCAACCCAGCAGCCUGUUCCCAGACUUGAUCCACCACCUCUGGCAACCCAUGUGCCACUUCCUCCACUACAGCUUAUUCAGUCUCAACAAACAAUUGUCAGUGCUCCGCCAUUGAUGGACAGACACCCAGUCCCACCUCCUACAGAUAUACCCACCCAACAAGCAGUUCCUUUACUUGGGGUUGUAACACCCUUCUAUCCCUCCACAGCAUCGGUCCCCAAUCCUGUGCCACCUCCCCCUAGACCUUCAGUCUCGACGCCUCAGCUUGCUGUAGCAAGCCCGUUACAUCUUCUAGCAUAUCCUCAGCCAUCUGAUACUGGAAUUGCAAAUACCUUUACUCAAAAAACUGUGGCCGCUGCUUCAAGGCCUGUUGUUGGUACUCAAUCACACAUAGUUCCUCCUAUAAGCUUUUCUCAAGCUCCAUUUCAACCCGAAGUAAGUGCACAAUCACAGCAAGCUCCAAUAAUGGCUCCACAACAGUCCCAAGUUGGUGAUACAGUAACUCCUUCAGUUGUUCCACAAACUUAUCCUCAAGCAGUUACUCCACCACAACUCCCACUGACUGGGCAAGUAAUCAGUCAAUCUCUGCAACAUGGAAGUGCACCUCAACCUGUUCAGCCACAAAUGUCUCAGCCAGAGGUACUAAUGAAACAACCACCUGUUGAUUCCCAGUCAGUAACAAUGCCAAGUGCAGAUCCUUGCUCCACUCCUCCACUCAAUCCUCUGGAUUUAAUCAAUGUUUACAAGGGCUCCAAAGAAACUCAGAAAAGGUCAACAAAAGAUGUACAGAAAAGGCUUUCAAAACAGGAGAAAACCAGCAAUGAACCACAGAAUGGAUUCCACAUGAUGGAAAGAUUAGAGGAUGCAAAUAUUAAAUUAAGAAGAAGGCUUAAAGCAGAUGUGGGGGAAGAAGAAGAGGAUGAUAAAGAACAUGAAGGGCCAAAGGAAACGUUGGAGGAGUUUUCAGAUAACAGUGGUCAGUCAAGGAAAGACCUCCAGCAAAGGACAGAUCCCCAUGGUCAAACAAGUGACGACAUUCAGCAAAGGACAGAUAAAGACUCUCGGGCAAGAGAUAAAUUUCAGCGAAGGACAGAUUAUGGUGUUGAUACAGAUCCAAAGGAAAUGUUGAAGGAGUCUUCAGAUGAAGAAUCAAAUGUAAAUUUGGAAGUUAAAGGAACAUUAAGCCAAGCACAUGGGGAUAUGAGAGCAAGAGCGCGAACUAUUGCUAAGAAAGUGGUUGGAGACUAUAGAAAUGAGCAAGUAGCGGGGAAAACUACAAACAUACACACAAAGGCUGCAACUGUGUCACCUGCAAGGAAUCAAGGACAUUCUAAAGAAGGGAAGAUAAAACCAGGGCUGGUUGACAAUAAGGUCUUAGGUCAGUUGCUUAUGAAGUCCAUUGGCAUGGUGAAGUAUCAGUCAAAGAGAGCUAAUGUAGAUGCUGAUUUAAUUAGAAAAGGUAUUUCAUGGGCUAAAAAUGAGAUUAUAGAUAUGCUUAAACAAGAUGAGAAGAUGACAUUGACUGAAACAGAUGAAGGAAGUAGAGAGGCAGGUUUUCAGCAAAGGACAGAUAACCGUGAAUGGUCAAGAAAAGAAUUUCAGCAAAGGACAGAUAACUGCCCUCGGUCAAGGAAUAAAUUUCAGCAAAGGACAGACAACAGUGGUCAGGCAGGUGAAGACCUUCAGCAAAGGGCAGAUAACCAUAGUCAUGAAGGUGAAGACCUCCAGCAAAGGGCAGAUAAUCACCCUUGCUUAAGGAAUAGAUUUCAGCUAAGGACAGAUAACCGUGGUUGUUCAAGUAAAGACCUCCAGCAAAGGACAGAUUACCGAAGCCAUACAGGUGAAGACCUCCAGCAAAGGGCAGAUUACCGAAGUCGUACAGGUGAAGACCUCCAGCAAAGGGCAGAUAAUCAUGGUCAGGCAGGUGAAGACCUUCAGCAAUGGGCGGAUCACCGUGGUCGAACAAGAGAAGACGACCAGCGAAGGACAGAUAAACAGGCUCGGUCAAGCAAUAAAUUUUAUCAAAGGACAGAUAACCCUGGUUGGUCAAGGAAAGAAUUUCAGAACAGGAGAGAUUGGAAUGUGGAAAAAGAGGAACAUGUGGAAGUGUACGUGGAUGAAUAUGGGAAUGAAGAUGAAGAAUAUGUUCUGGCCUAUGUGGAUGAAGAUGGAGUUCAUGUGAUGGAUGAUGGUUUUGUGAUGGGAGAGGGAGGUCCUGUUAAAAAGGGAGAGCAAAUGGGUGAAGAAACUGAUGACAUGUAUUAUGGAAUAGACCAGGGGUCAAGGAGCAAUAGAAUCAGGGAAGAGUCAAGAAGCCAUGGUCAAAGAGGCUAUGGAGGAGGAGAAACAACAAGUGGUCACAGAAUUCUUGAUGAAAGAGACAUGCAGAUUUACGAGAGGUGUCAGGAGGAGUACAUUGAGGACGAUAGAUUUUCUGAAGAAGAGUAUUUGGAAUAUAGAGAUGAUGACAGAAUUAGUAGCAGUAGUAGCAGUCACAGCAUGAGGAGGAAUGAGGAUAGAAGGUCACAAAGGUUUGAGGAGCAAAUGCCAAGAGAGUCUGUCUUGGAUGAAAGAAGACAUUUUAGCCCUCCCCUCAGCAGGUAUAGUGAGCGACAGGAAGAUGAAUAUGAGGUCUUUGAAGAGGUGGAUAGUUACCAAGUUUCCAAUGAACACUUUAAUGAAGGUCAUGGACCAUCAAUUGAAGAUAAACAUUACAUUGAAGAGGAUGAAGGAUAUGUACAUAAUGAGAGAGUUAACUAUGGGAUGUAUAAUGAGUAUAAAGAGGAUUUUGAUAGAGUCAGGACAAGGAGUGCCCAACAGGACAGCACUUGGCGAGGGGGUGGAUUGGACAGAGAUAGAAGAUACUCAAAACGAAAGUGAUAGUUUCAAGGCAACUCAAUGACAAGAGAUGAUUGAAGACAAGGAUCCACAGCACAUGGCAAAAGUUUCAAUACAAAUGAAUCGUAUUGAAAGUGGUAUUGAAAGAAAGAGAGGUCAGGAGAUUUCAAAACUCACUGAACGUUUCAAAGAAGAAGACUCAAUAAAAGGACUUUGUUGAUGGUGGUACCACAAAAUCUCAAAAGAUGCAUCGCAUCAAGUGGAGAGACAAGGAUGACAGCUCCAAGACAAAGGGUCAGAGCUUCAAGAAUGAGUAAGUCACCUUAAAGAAUAAGGACCAGAUCAGCAGAGGUAACGAGAAGGAAAGGUGGCAGUAAGACAAAGGGAAACAAGGGGAAGCAAUUUGAACUGGAACAUGAUGAUAUCAGUGAGGGUGAUCUCAGUGAAGAUGGUAGCCUUGGUGAGUUUGGCUUGGAUGACUUUGUUGUCAUGGAUGCAGUGUGAAUUGGAAACUUUGUUGAUAAUCAUUAUGAAGAUACAUGCUUUUGAAAUGACCAGAUGCCAUUGCCCAUCAGAACAGGUGUUGGAGGUCCUUCGAGGGGCAUAUUGUAGAAGAAUAUGUGACGGAUAAGGAGAAUAUUUUGCAGCAGGCAGUACUAUACAAGCUGUGGAACCAAGGCCAGAGGCAACAAAGUUCUCUGUACAACAGUCAGACAUUCUGCUGUUACUGAAGAUGUCUGUACAUUUUCUUGGAGAUGAUGAGGAACUUUUGAGACAUUAUGAUUACAGUGAUGACUUGUUGGUGCAGUCCAUGUAGAGUUUGUCAUGCUGAGAACCAAGAAUUCCAUCAAAUACUCUACCUCUAUUACCGUAUUCGACGUAAUAAGCGCCCACAGCGAUAUUUGCUAAUAGAUUGGCUAGUGAACAAUUCCAAUUAGCACCCCUACCGAUUGAUCAAUGUACACAAGACUUAUUUAUUCG